This is a messenger RNA of Fusarium coffeatum, 2226 nucleotides long. RefSeq lists its product as uncharacterized. Gene Ontology annotation, molecular function: transmembrane transporter activity. Gene Ontology annotation, biological process: transmembrane transport. Bases 1 to 2226 code for a protein of 741 amino acids. The record is from RefSeq and is a predicted model, not a curated record. Lineage: Eukaryota; Fungi; Ascomycota; Sordariomycetes; Hypocreales; Nectriaceae. The transcript has 5 exons.
AUGACAAUCGAUACACGCCCCGAUUCAUCUUCACUAUCAUCAGAUACCGCUGCCAACAAUAUGGAAGCGCAAACCUCGAACAGCAUAUACCUUCGGCUAUGUAGCUUCCUUGGUCAUCCGCAUGUCGACACCAAAACGCUUCUCGAGCAGAAGUAUCCCGGCAAUGGCACCCCAGACUCUCCAUUCCUCAUCACCUUCCUCCCUAACGACCCUCAAAACCCAAUGACAUUCCCCCUCUGGAAGAAAUGGUUCUUCACAGCUCUUCAAGCCCUGGCAACGUUAGCCACCACCUUCGCUAGUUCAGCAUACUCAGGCGGUAUAAAGCAAGUCAUCAAAUCAUUCAAAGUCUCCCAAGAGGUAGCCACGUUGGGUAUAUCGCUCUACGUUCUAGGCUUUGCACUAGGCCCGCUUGUCUGGGCGCCGUUGUCUGAACUUUAUGGAAGACGGAAGAUUUUCUUCUUCAGUUUCAUGGCUGCGACGGCUUUUAGUGCUGGAGCUGCUAGGGCGGGAAGUAUUGCUGCAUUACUUGUACUGAGGUUUUUGGUGGGAUCAAUCGGAUCUGCGCCUAUGUCUAAUGCGCCGGGUGUGAUUGCGGAUAUGUUUGAUAAGUCGCAGCGGGGUUUGGCGAUGUGCAUGUUCUCGGGCGCGCCUUUCUUGGGUCCUGCUGUCGGUCCGAUCGCGGGCGGCUUCUUGGCUCAGACGCAGGGUUGGCGAUGGCUUCAGGUCCUCAUGGCGAUAUUUACUGGCGUCAUAUGGAUCGUUGCGUCGCUUUCGAUCCCGGAAACUUACGCGCCGUAUAUCUUACGAAGACGCGCCCAGCGAUUGUCAAAGAACACAGGCAAGACGUACAUCUCCGCUCUCGACGUUGACAAACCACCAACUUCAGCAGCGCACCAGCUCGGAACCGCACUAACAAGACCGUGGGUGCUGUUACUCAAAGAACCCAUUGUGUUGAUCACAUCGAUCUACAUCUCUAUCAUCUACGGCACGAUGUACAUGUGUUUCGCUGCAUUUCCCAUCGUCUUUCAGAACGGAAGAGGUUGGAGUCAAGGAAUCGGUGGAUUGGCUUUCACUGGAACUGUCGUUGGAGUGAUACUGGCCAUCUUGAGUUUUGUGUUCGAAGACAAGCGGUACGCUAGGGCAGCUGCAAGGAAAGGUGCCCCGCUGGAACCAGAGGACCGGUUGCCUCCUGCGAUGGUUGGCUCUAUCUUUAUCCCGAUCGGUCUUUUUUGGUUUGCUUGGACCAUCUUUCCCAGUAUCCACUGGUCUGUUCCAAUUAUUGGAACGGUCUUCUUUGCUUGGGGUCUAGUCUUAGUCUUCAUGGCAUUGCUAAACUAUCUCAUUGACUCCUACGUCAUCUUCGCAGCGUCUGUCAUGGCCGCCAACUCAGCUCUACGCUCCCUCUUCGGCGCGGCCUUUCCACUCUUCACGCGUCAGAUGUAUCACAAUCUCGGUAACCACUGGGCAAGCUCUAUCCCAGCUUUCCUCGCGCUCGCAUGUGUGCCGUUUCCGUUCUUGUUCUUCAAAUAUGGUCAACAGAUACGCUUAAAGUGCGAGUAUGCAGCUGAAGCUGUAAAUGUGCUGGAGAAGAUGAGAAGUCAACAUAUCACCGUUACGGAGGACGAUGCUAUGGAGGAAGCUGAUACUAUCUGGAGGUCUAGAAGCCGUGCAUCUAUGGAACGUCGUUUGACCAUGAAGUUCCUCGUCGCCCUUGCUCCAUUCAUAUCCACAGCUGCAGCGGUAGAUGGCUAUCUCCACAUCACCCCAGACUGCACUGUCCGAAGCGGGCCCGGCGGAUUCGGCAGCUACUUACGCUGCACCAACAUGAGAGCCCGCACCUGCUGCGGAAUUGAUACCACUGAUAGCCCUUAUCAGUCCCUUGCAAUUCGUGGUGUCAUGGACGGCACUUCUAUGUGGGCUACCGGGUACAUCGGUGGCAAUUGCACUACUAUCCAGGCUUUUGGAGGUAGUAAUUGGAACUCACAGUUUUGCAUUUAUUACAGUGGGUUUAACUUUACUGGGCUUGAUCACAGCAACUGGGCGCGGAAGAGAGCUGGUGGUAAAAAGGAAUGUCAACGACCUGACACUCUUGUAUUGUCGGAUGGGACGGAAUACGAUUUGACUGCUUUGGACGUCGAUGAUUUCAAAGACAUUAUUGAUACCAGUGCAAAGGCAACUCAAAUUACGGAGAUUUCUGAGAAGUUCGAGAAGUUUAUCGUCAAGUAG